UUCUAACAAACACCUCAUAUGCCAACACAUUUUGUAAUUCUGUAACAACCUCUCAAACAAACUUAUACCCCUUAAUUACAACUCAUACACCAUUAUCUAAUCAUUUCAUUACUCUUCCAUCUACCAACCAUUCAACAUAGAUAGCAAGGUUGAAAGUUGAAACCAAAAAUAUAUCACCAAUACUCCAAAAAGAAUGUUGUUGUGAGGUUUCUUUGCCUCUCCCUACCGUUGCAUAACAUAGAUUAAGUCCUCUGCGGUGAUUGACGUUGUUUUCUUCCUUCUGUUGACGGCGAGACCCUCGCGGUGGAAGGUGAUUAUAGUGGUGCCGAUGGCGGCAACCUCGGUGACAGUGUCGAUGGCAUUAGGCCAGACCCUAUCGGUGGCGUGGGAGGUGCAAUGGUGGCGCCAGGUGCGACGAUGGUGGCGCGAGGAUGAGAAACGUACACCAAAGCAAUCAAUCCAUAGAAAUGGCUGCCGCUGCGCUGCCGCUGCCGCUGCAUCGCUAUGCUCGUCUCCGAAUUUCACAACGUUGAUGGCGAAUAUUCCGACAAAAACAAAGAUGACAAACAUCCGUUGUACCCAACAGGCCGGCUCCAACAGGAUCACCACCCUCACAGACUGGCAGAGCUCAUGUGCCAUCCUCACCGGUAAGGUCAAUCACUCUAUCUCAUCACUCCCCUUCCCUCCUGCACUCACACCCAUGGACUUAGUCCCCUUUCCGAAGCACGGCUGCAAGCUCCGUGUGGCUUACCGUGGUGUCCCCGGUGCCUACACCGAAGCAGCUGCCGGGAAGGCCUACCCUGACUGUGAACCCAUUCCUUGCGACCAGUUCGACGUGGUGUUCCAAGCUGUGGAGCAGUGGGUGGCUGACCGUGCGAUACUCCCCGUGGAGAACUCUUCAGGCGGCACCGUCCACCGGAACUAUGACCUCCUCCUUCGUCACAGACUUCACAUCGUUGGCGAAAUUCAGAUGUCCGUGCAUCACUGCCUGCUGGCACUUCCCGGCGUGCGCAAGGAGAACCUGACUCGGGUUAUCAGCCAUCCGCAGGCUCUCUCGCAGUGCGAGCACACGCUUACCAGUCUCGGCCUGGACGUCUCUCGCGAGGCCUUCGACGAUACGGCUGGAGCCGCCGAGCAUGUGGCCGCCGAGAUGCUGCGAGACACGGGAGUGAUAGCCUCGGUAAGGGCUGCGGAGCUGUACGGGAUGGAGAUCUUGGCGGAGGGGAUUGAGGAUGACAAGUCUGGGAACGUAACACGGUUCGUAAUGCUGGCGAGGGAGCCGGUCAUUCCUCGGAGGGACGGAGAUUUCAAGACGAGCAUCGUGUUUGCGGGCGAGGAGGGUCCGUCAUUUUUAUUCAAAGUUCUGUCAGCUCUGGCUUUCAGGGACAUCAGGGUGACCAAGCUGGAAAGCCGGCCACACAAGGGAUGUCCCCUCCGACUGGUGAAUGAUGGCCUGCGUUUUGACUAUAUGUAUUAUGUUGACUUUGAAGCAUCCAUGGCGGAGACCAGAGUGCAGAACGCACUUUCAGAGAUACACGAGUACACUUCCUUCCUCCGGCUUCUCGGAAGCUACCCCAUGGUACUACAAACAGACCCCUCUUCGUUUUAGUCUCAUUCCCAAUUUUCCAUUCCAUGCCUCCGGACGGGCCCACACACACAUUUACCAUGAAAGUAGAACAUCAAUGUGUAUGCAAAGUGAAAUUACGUUGUUUCAAAACAAUAGAAAUAUUAUUGAUAAAUAAAUGAAAUGAGAUUGCC
Messenger RNA from Dioscorea cayenensis subsp. rotundata (Guinea yam), 1758 nucleotides. Its product is annotated as arogenate dehydratase/prephenate dehydratase 6, chloroplastic-like. The transcript is spliced from 2 exons. Lineage: Eukaryota; Viridiplantae; Streptophyta; Magnoliopsida; Dioscoreales; Dioscoreaceae. Gene Ontology annotation, biological process: L-phenylalanine biosynthetic process. Gene Ontology annotation, cellular component: cytoplasm; chloroplast. The record is from RefSeq and is a predicted model, not a curated record. Gene Ontology annotation, molecular function: arogenate dehydratase activity; prephenate dehydratase activity. The coding region runs from base 329 to 1609 and encodes 426 amino acids.